Spea bombifrons (plains spadefoot toad) is the source of this 1450-nucleotide messenger RNA. It is a transcript of the gene NFKBID, whose product is annotated as NFKB inhibitor delta. The record is from RefSeq and is a predicted model, not a curated record. Gene Ontology annotation, biological process: regulation of gene expression. NCBI's taxonomy places the organism in Eukaryota, Metazoa, Chordata, Amphibia, Anura, Pelobatidae. The transcript is spliced from 12 exons. Gene Ontology annotation, molecular function: protein binding. The coding region runs from base 1 to 1407 and encodes 468 amino acids. Gene Ontology annotation, cellular component: nucleus.
AUGUCCCACGUGGGUAGUGGCACCGAUGCGUCGGGGAAACGUUACUUUGUACGCGACUCUAGGCCGUAUUGUCCUCCACCCCAAACUGUCAAAGAGCUACUGGAACGCAAACGCAAGCAUAAGGCAAGUCAGGAUUCUGCAUCUCUGCUGGAAUUCAAUCAAGAAUCAGGCGCAGUGGGUUCCGCAUCCUUUGUCCAUCUUCACGACCAACAACCAGAUGACAUCCAUCCAUACCAAAGACUUGCUCCUCAGUAUACCUACCCUGUCCAUGAGGGUAUCUACUCAACUGGAUCCGCCGCGUUGUAUAGCCAGGGGGAGCAAUAUGCAACAGAGAGAACUGAGACUCAAAACCUGGAUGCCAACCUUGGGGUGGUGUCACCUGGUUCCUAUAUCGGCUCCUUCAGCCAUGCACCUUCCUGGGUGGAAAUCAAUGCAGGAAUGUGUUCAGCAGCAGGAACCGAGUCUUUCCUGAGGAUGUCGGGGUCUGUGGUUCCAGACAUGAUCCCAAUGGAUCUGGAAGAGGCCAGAGCUGAGAUACAAAGACUGAGCCCAGAACAGCUCCUCCAGCGUGAUGAAGAUGGAGAUACAAUCCUUCAUCUUUAUGCUGCAAAGGGUCUACGGGCUCUCUCUUACGCUGUGGCCGAGCAGUAUUUGCAGUACGGUCGGCUAGACGCCAAGGAGCACAAUGGGAAGUCUCCUUUACUAGUCGCGGUGGCAGCCAAUCAGCCUCACAUUGUAUGUGACCUCAUUAUGCUUGGCGCUGAUGUAAAUGCUUCGGACAAGAACGGGCAGACCGCGCUUCACGUUGCUGGUACCUACGGACUGUCCGACAUAUUGAAGGUGCUUCUAUCUCUUCAGCAUCAGCUAAAUAUUGACGUGGAGGCUCGAAACUAUGAUGGUCUGACCCCUCUUCACUGCGCUGUUAUUUGCCACAACGCUGCCUAUACCAGCCGAAUGACCCACCCAACCUCCGAAACCCAACAGCAGGAACAAGAGACCUUGACCUGUGUCCAACUCCUUUUGCAACUGGGUGCCAACUGCACCAGUCAGGAUAUCAAGAGCAAUAAAACAAUCCUACACCUGGCAGUGCAAGCGGGAAACAUCCCCUUGGUGAAGUUCAUCUUAGACCUGCCCCACGCUGACCUGCACGGCCUUAUCAACAUGAAGGCUCAUGGAAACACAGCCCUUCACAUGGCAGCCGCCCUCCCUCCGGUACGAUCCACUGAGUAUCUGAUCCAGCUUCUGCUCUGUUCUGGAGGAGACCCCAGCACUCGAAACCUGGAGAACGAGCAGCCCGCUCACCUGGUGUCCCCCGGAGAGUACUCCGAGCAGAUAAAGCUUUUGUUGAAGCGCAGACGUGUGAUGUCAUCGAGCCGCCAGUCAUCAUCAUCAUCAUUUUCCUUAUAGGAACCGAACAGAUCCGGACUACUUCUCAAAGUCCCGAGUCAAC